Molecule: messenger RNA, 507 nt
Organism: Cyclocybe aegerita
Lineage: Eukaryota; Fungi; Basidiomycota; Agaricomycetes; Agaricales; Hemipholiotaceae
Source: the annotation of a GenBank genome assembly
AUGGCCCACCGAGCAAGAGCUGCACCUUCUCUCCGGGACCGUUCCGCGCUGCUGAGCAACACGACCACGACCACGACCACGACCACGACCACGAGAACGAGAACGAGCACUCCUCCCGCGUCGGGACGCUCGACACCCUUCGGCGGCAGUGUGUACCACCCGAACCCGAAUGGGAACGGGAACGGGGGUGGGAGUGCGUACCAGCCGAAUGGGCACCGGUAUGCUGAUGACCUCGAGGGGCAGAACGACGAGGCGCUGGAGGGCCUGAGUGCCAAGGUAAAGCUGCUGAAGGAUAUUACCAUUGGCAUUGGGAACGAGGUCCGGGAAUCGACGAUCCAGCUCAGCCAAAUGAACGACGCAUUCGCAGAGACAGGCGGGAUCCUAUCUGGCACGUUCAGGCGCAUGAACAACAUGGCUGCACGGCAGGGCUGUCGCUGGCUAUGGUACAUCGUCUUUCUCGUCAUUGUGUUCUGGUUUUUCAUGGUCGUAUGGUGGUUUCGACGGUGA